This is a messenger RNA of Bicyclus anynana (squinting bush brown), 3240 nucleotides long. Its product is annotated as zinc finger protein 525. The record is from RefSeq and is a predicted model, not a curated record. The transcript is spliced from 6 exons. Gene Ontology annotation, cellular component: nucleus. Bases 163 to 1902 code for a protein of 579 amino acids. NCBI's taxonomy places the organism in Eukaryota, Metazoa, Arthropoda, Insecta, Lepidoptera, Nymphalidae.
UUUGAUUAUCAAUUGUCAAAAGAAGUGAUCAAUUCGCUAUUUUUUGUUUUCUUAUUUUCGAAAGAAAUUAAUUAAAUUGAGUAAUAAGUUAGUCAUGAAAACAUUUAAUUACACUCUUCUUCUGUGUUAUGAUUUUUUCGGAUGUUAAACAUCAACUAAACGAUGGAAGUCACUGUGGUAAAUAGCAGCACAGAGAUCAAGUGUUCAGUAAAAGACGAUGAAUCUCUCGGGGUCAAAGAGGAGGCGGAGGUGACGGUCAAGCAGGAGUUCGUCGAGUGCCUGGUGUGUCUCGGCCGCAGCGGCAGCUACUGCGACCUGAACACGACGACCACCGCCGGCGGCACUGCGCUCAGCCUCUACCUGAGUAAAUUCGCGCACUCGGCGCUGAUCACGGCGCCGAGCUCCAAGUAUGUCUGCAAAACGUGCCUCAACCUAGUUAACGUGUUAGAACAAGCAGAGCUAGAGUAUCAUAAAGUUAAAGAAGAGUUUCACACCGUCGUCAACAAGAACCCGCUGUUCGUGAACAUCUCGCAAGUGACGCUAGAAGUUGUUAAGAAUGAGGAUCUGGAUGUGUUUAUUUCUAACGAUUGUGAUAAUGAUUCUGAGGACGAACCACUCGCUGUCACCAAGAAGAAACGGCACAGGAAAGUGGAAAAGAGAAAAAUCAAACCCGCAACAGAAAAUAAACGCAAGCUACGAAGUAAAGCUAUUGCUGACGGUGCAUGGGAGUGUGCGGAGUGUGAAGUGAGUGGGGAGUGUGGAGGGGAGGCCGCCCUCACGGCACACAUGCUGGUCGCACACCUCCAUCUGCAAAAAGUGAAGAAAGAGGAGUCGCCGGACAGAUCGCAAAGCCCCAAUGAGAACUGUCUGGAUGUUGAUGAUGAGAUGUUCAAGCUGGAAGCGGACACAUUUGACGAUGAUGAUGAUGGUGAUGACAGCUCAAACUAUGUGCCCGAGCAGAUCAGCAACGGCAAGCAGGGCAAAGCCACCAAGCUGCUCAUCAGGUCUAAAAAGAAAAACUUUAAAAACAUCAGUGGCAAGAAGAAAAAGGACCCGAAAGUGAUGCAUCAGUGUGACCAGUGUCAUGCCAGAUACACCUCCCUGGUGCGGCUGGAGCAGCACAAGCUGAAGCACGACGACUCCAAGCCGCCCUACAUCUGCGAGGUGUGCGGCGCGCACUACAAGCACAAGCGCGCCUGCGACAUACACGUCGCGCUGCACAAAGGCAUCAGCGACUGGAAGUGCGAGGAGUGCAACAAGCUGUUCCCGUCCAAGGGCGCGCUGCAGCGGCACAACAACAUCCACACGGGCAAGCUCAACUAUCAGUGCGACCUGUGCGGCAAGUCGUUCAUCCACACGUCGUCGUUCAAGAUGCACAAGCUGUCGCACUCGGGGCUGAAGCCGCACUCGUGCGACGUGUGCGGGCUGGCGCUCAUGACGCGCUCGCACCUCAAGCGGCACAAGCGCGUGCACUCGGGCGAGAAGCGCCACGAGUGCGCCGUGUGCGGCAAGCGCUUCAGCGAGCGCUACAACCUGGUGGCGCACGCGCGCGCGCACGCCGGCGCGCCCGACGCCGCCGCGCCGCCGCGCCGCCGCCUGUUCCGCUGCGCCUUCUGCCCCGAGCGCUUCGAGCGCCGCUACAUGCUGGAGCGGCACGCGGGCGCGGCGCACGGCCGCGCGCUCGAGCGCCCGCCGCCCACGCCGCGCAACACCAUGAGCAAGCUGCUCAAGGCGCAGGCGCAGCGCCGCGAGCGCGACGAGCCCGCGCCCACGUCCGCGCCCGCGCCCGCCGACCGCAAGCUCGAGCGCAGCCCCGAGUCGGCCGCGGGCGCCGUGUCCGCCAUCACGUGGGCGGGCGCCUACGCCGCCGAGUUCGGCCUGCGCCCCGACUACUCGCACUGACCGCGACCCGACGCGCGCUACCGGGGAACGUCACAAAAGCUGAUAUACGCAUAGCUCUAUUUACUUUUGAAAGAGACAAAUCAAAGCGAAUGUAUUUUGAAAUCAAACCACAGUCAAAUGCUAUUUAUUAUCUUUUGAAUGGAGGUGAACGUGUGCCUCGUGUUCCUGCGACUGGGAACGUCGAGGCCUUAGAUUAAUAUUGUACAUAAUGAGGAUUUGAAUUACUUUAGUAGAUUAUAUAAUUUACAUUAUCUCAUUGUAACAUCAUCAUAAGAUAUUUUAUUUUAAACAUUAAUUUUACAGUUUAUAAAGUAGUUAGGAUAAUAUUUUUAUACUCGUCGACACAUAGGGAAAUUAUGAAAUACUUGUAUGUAAUGAAACAGUUCAGACAUACCGCCGACGCGCAUGCGGUUUACCGGACGCAAAUGUCACUUGCGUAGUGACCACACCGGCGGAGCGGCAGAAGCUCUACGGGACGUGUUGUGUACUGCGAUGCAAAUCUGUGGACGUCAUAGUCGUGAAGAUAACAUUAUUACAACAAACACAAUGCAUUACCUUACAUAAAGAUCUCUAAUCAAGUGCAACACAAACAAAGGACAUACUGCAGCUAUUACGAGUAGUGAUCCUGUGUAUAAGAUGACCACCACUGACCUGUUUACCGGAUUAAAAAAUUACAUAUAUACAUACAUCAUUAAAUAUAUUGCCAAUGGGUUGCCUAACCAAUUUUAGUCACAAGGAUAUGUGAAUAAUUAACAAUUUUUGUUUUACUUGUUACUGUUUUGGUGUAUAACUUUCUAUACAAAUUCCACACCAAUCUAGCGAGCGAAAGUAUGAAGCUUAUCGAAUAUGAAAACGUUAGGUUGACUAUUAUUUUCCUGCCUCAACUCUGGGGUAGGUCGUGGUAGGUGGUAACAGUAACAAGUAAAUCGAUACUAGUAUCUAGCACUUGUCUGGAUAAUGAAUUAAAGUUGAGGUUAAAUAUCAUUACGAAUAUAUAUGGUUGUUUUGCGAAAAACCACUCCUGGAUUCAUUAUCAUAAUUACAUGCUUGACUGAAACUUUUUAGGCAACCAAUUGCAAUAUAUUGAUAUACUUAAUUUGAUUUAUAAAACUUCAUGAGACAGGUCGGUGAAGGUAGUCUCAUAUUCGGAUCAUCUACCGUAUAGUAAGCGCCUAACUUAUAUGGUUGACUCUACCGUUAACUUUGAAUGGUUUUCAGCUAACAAUGAUAUGCUCUGGAGUUCUGAACUGAGACUGGGUCUGUAGGCGACAAUAUUUUAAACAUGUACCAUAUUAUUUGCAUAACUGACAUAAUAUUAAAGUUAAUCUAUUAAAUAAA